Molecule: messenger RNA, 4927 nt
Organism: Neoarius graeffei (lesser salmon catfish)
Lineage: Eukaryota; Metazoa; Chordata; Actinopteri; Siluriformes; Ariidae
Gene: uckl1b
Product: uridine-cytidine kinase 1-like 1b
Exons: 15
Coding region: 321-1928 (535 amino acids)
Cellular component (GO): cytoplasm
Molecular function (GO): ATP binding; kinase activity
Source: RefSeq, a predicted model, not a curated record
GAAACAGGGAGCAGCAACAGCUCUGACGCAGUUUCAUUUCUCAAUUUUCCUUUGCAAAUUCAAAAAGAAGAGCAAAACAAGUGUUUAAAUCAUAGUUUUGUGUCUCUUCUGUUUCUCUCUCUCUCUCUCUCUCUCUGUCUCUCUCUCAGUUUAUGUUUUACAUGCUCUUGCUUGGCACCACACACUUUAUACCCAUAUAAAGGGCUCUAUACCCAUAUGUUUGUAUGUGACCCUGUCUGCGUACAUGCAGGCUCCAGGGCAGCAAGCUGAUAUAUAAGCACAGUCCUCCGUCAGGCGCUUCUUUUUCUUGCUUGCUUACAAUGAACACACUGCCAGGCUUUUCCGGAGCCAGGAUCUCAGGCUGCUGGGCUUUGAGGGCAGACAGCAGUGGGGUAGGUGAAGACACUCUGGAUAGGCUUCUCCCAUCUGUCAACACAGGUCUUUCACCACGCAAACGAACCACCAGCCAGUGCAAAUCAGAACCCCCCUUGCUGCGCACGAGCAAGAGAACCAUCUACACAGCAGGGCGUCCACCCUGGUACAACGAACACGGCACCCAGUCCAAAGAAGCAUUUGUCAUUGGUCUUUGCGGUGGAAGUGCUUCUGGUAAAACAACAGUAGCCCGGAAGAUAAUUGAAGCUUUGGAUGUGCCUUGGGUUGUGCUGCUUUCAAUGGACUCCUUUUACAAAGUCCUUUCAGAUGAAGAACAGUUGCUAGCUGCAAGCAAUGACUAUAAUUUUGACCACCCAGAUGCAUUUGACUUCGAGCUGCUUGUCUACACACUCCGAAAACUUAAACAGGGCAAGAGUGUGAAGAUCCCAGUGUAUGACUUCACUACACAUGGUCGUCAGAAAGAGUGGAAAACUGUGUAUGGUGCCAGUGUCAUUAUAUUUGAAGGAAUCAUGUCCUUUGCAGAUAAGGAGCUGUUGAAGUUGUUGGACAUGAAAAUAUUCGUGGAUACAGAUUCUGACAUACGGCUGGUACGGAGACUUAGGAGGGACAUUUCUGAGCGAGGCCGAGACAUUGAAGGAGUUAUUAAACAGUACAACAAAUUUGUAAAGCCUGCCUUCGAACAGUAUAUUGAGCCGACCAUGAGACUAGCAGAUAUUGUUGUGCCACGAGGGGGUGGGAACAUGGUGGCUAUUGAUCUGAUUGUUCAGCAUGUGCACAGUCAGCUGGAAGAGAGGAAACUCCGCUGGGAUAUGGCGGCGCUGGCUUCUGCCCAUCAAGCUCAGCCCCUACCCCAAACUCUUUGUGUGUUGGAGAGCACGCCACAGGUCCGCGGUAUGCACACCAUUAUCAGGAAUAAAGACACAAACCGAGACGAGUUCAUCUUCUACUCCAAAAGGCUGAUGAGGCUCCUCAUUGAGAGAGCACUCUCCUUCCUUCCAUCUCAGGUUCGUGUUGUCCAUACCCCACAAGGCCAGGACUAUGAAGGAAGGACCUUUCAAGGGAAAAGGGUCACAGGGGUAUCUAUCCUCAGAGCAGGAGAAACCAUGGAGCCUGCACUCAGAGCCGUCUGCAAAGACGUCCGUAUUGGCAAGAUUCUAAUCCAGACCAAUCAGGACACAGGAGAGCCUGAGUUGCAUUACUUACGUCUGCCCAGAGACAUCAGUGAAGACCAUGUGAUCCUUAUGGACUGUACUGUGUCUACUGGUGCUGCAGCCAUGAUGGCAGUACGAGUUUUACUGGACCAUGAUGUACAGGAGGAUAAAAUUCUGUUGGUGUCUCUGCUGAUGGCUGAGAUGGGAGUCCACUCAGUAGCCUAUGCCUUUCCUCAGGUCAAAAUAAUCACCACUGCUGUUGACAAAAAGGUCAAUGACCUUUUCCACAUUAUUCCUGGCAUAGGGAACUUUGGGGAUCGGUACUUUGGCACUGAUGCACCGCCUGAUUGGAGUGAUGAAGACAUGGAUGAGCCCAGCUGUUAGUAGCAACACGGAUCCUGCUGAACUUGAGCCAUGUGGACAGGACUGAACACUUGAUGCACUGUAGCCCAAAUGGGUCUGACUUUUAAAUAUAUAGUUAUAUGCCACAAGCAGUUGUCAAAUAUUUUAUAUACUUUUUAAUAUCUAAUAAAAUAGCAUAUUUAAGUUUUUUUUAAAGUGAACAAUUUAUUUUAAAAAAGUUGAUAUGUAUAUUAAAAUGUGUUAUUGUUCUAUGACAGUUUUACAAUAUUGUUUUAUUGUCAACAAGUCAGUAUGAAUUUUAUUUUUAGCAGGUUGCUUUUAUGCUCCGUUUUAUUUUUGUUUGUUUUUAGAAUUGCAGCUUUCUGUAAACACAUUUAAAAACAGGUCUACCUUAGAGCUUUGCCGUGCUGCACAAACUGAGUUCUUUUUACGACCACUUCAUCGGAAAAUGUGUGUGGGUGUUGUUUCUUUAACUUGGUUUCCCCUCUACCUGCAAAAAAUUGCUGACCCAACCAUGAUAAUCUUUUAAUGUUGGGCUUGAUCUUAUCAGAACAAUGAACUGAGUUUUUGGCCUAAAAAAAUGUAUGUAACUCUCUUAUUUUUCAUGUUCAAACAUGCCUAAAAUUCAAUGAAAAUGAGGACUUGGUCUGUCCUCAUCCUGCUGAUAAUGAUUUAUCAGGGUUUUUGUGCAGCUCUGGCAAGCACUUCCUUAUGCAAGUUUCUACAGUACAAGAAUUGAAUUUGGCAUGUUCUAGAGCCAUGACACAAUAGCAAUGCAGAACUGGCGCAAGCUAUUUGGUCAAAAAAAAAAAUUAUUGAAUGAAUUAUGAUCAGUAACUAUUGGGUAAUGAAAUGUGUUAUGUGAGGAAUACGUACAGAAUAUAUCUUGGGUUAUAAUUUUUUUAUUAUUUAUUUUUUUGACCAGCUCAGACAAACACCUACACACUGUGUGUGUGUGCAUACAGUGUAUAUGCGUGCAUACACACAGUGUGUGGGUGUUUUGUGUGAGCUGGUAAUACACACACACACUACACACUUUAUAUAAAGUGUAUAUAAAAUAUACAUUAAAAAUAUAAAUGUCGUGUGUGAUAUAUACACGAAAGGAUAUAUUGCGGUGGUGUGAAGAUAUUAAGUUUCUCUUCAAGUGGUGAAUAUAUUUUUCAACAGAAGAAGAUAAACUUCAUUUCUUUGCAUCAUCGUGUAAUGUUCUUUAUAUUGUAUGGACACAUCCAUUAAAAACUGCACAAGUUAAUCAAAAGAAUUUUAAUUUUGAACCGGUUUACCAUUUUGACGUCUAGUCAGUGGGAAAACAAUGGGAGUGAUUGUUGUCAGGGUGAAAUAUCGGGAAAUAUGUCACUCAGAUUCACAAUGUAGUUUGUUUGAAAAAUGCGGGUUUUUCAACACAAGAAGAUAAACUUCAUAUCUUUAAGCCAACAUGUGAUUUUCGUUUAAUUAUAUAGAGACAUUCAUAAACAAAAAAUAUGCAAAUUUAUCAAAACAAUUCAUCGAUUUUCUCAUGAGUGAGGAUAUUGGAAAAUGUUACUUAAUGUCCCGGAUGUAGUUUGUAUGAAAAAUAUGAGUGGCGUAUUUCAAGCAAGCAAUAUUACGCAAGAGGGAGUGCUGUUGUAUCUGAUCAUCAGUACGGCUGUGAGUCGGUUGCUGUCGUAGAUCAGCGUUUCUCAACCUUUUUUCAGUCACGGCACCCUUCAGAAGUAUGCAAAUUCUCAAGGCACCCCUAUAUAAAAUAUAUGCAGUCACGCUGACCAUACGCUGACCCCAGCAGUGAUGUUGUGACAUGGGAAAGGGGGCCGUGAGACAAAUUUUGAUGAUGCAUGAGGCGGCGAUGAUCUGCAUUAGUGUAACUUUUGUUUUUUUGGAAUUUUAAUUCAUUUUAUUUAUUUCAAUGUUAGAAUAUAUAAUUUUUUGACGGCACCCCUAAUGAAGCCAGACGGCACCCUGGUUGAGAAAGGCUGUCGUAGAUAAUCACAGCCGUGCUGAUAUUCAGUACAACAGCACAACUUCGAGUGUGAUAUUUCUUUUAUAGAGCUAUGUAGUUCUAUGAACAAGAAAUUAAUAUUGAGUGACAUUUUGGAUCCUAUAUGGCCAAAUGUUCCAUUUGUUUUUGCUACAUGAGCAGAAAUGGAUCCCCAAGAAGCUACACUUAUAGCAUGCCAUCUGGCUCACUAAUUUACAUUGUUUUGUGCAGUCCCAAGAAUGAUGCUUCCAGUGAAAUUGGUGCCGCUUUUUCCUUUUCAUCAUCAUCUGACAAAUUUCCAUAUUUUAAGUCAAAAGUUAUGUUCCUGAAAAGUCUCUUUUGCCAUGUCCAUUGCUGAUGUGGUUAACGCUGCUGUAGUAACCAUUUUGAAUUAGGAAGUGGAAUUAUAAGUGUAUGAGCGGAGUGAUACAGUCAAAUGUCCCAGUACUGUUAUUGUGAAAUAUUGGAACACCGCUCAAACAGUCAAAUUAGUGGACUGGAAUUAACUGUUGUAUAAAUAUAUAUAUUAAAUGCGCACUGUGUGUGUGUGUGUGUGUACCAUAAUUAAAUCUACAUUUUGGAUAAAGAUAGAACCAAAGAACUGUUGAGGAACCCCUUAUCAGUGUAUUUAUUGUAUUGUAUGUACUAUACCAUAUUGUAUAGUGUAUUUAUUGUAUAGUAAGUAGUCUUUGUCUUAUAGACUAAAAUUUCUAUCAGUGGAUAUAUUUGUAUAAUAUAGCUGAAACAAAAUGUGGCGGUUAUUGUCUCACUUGCAAGAUCCAAAUUCCAUUAUGACAUGUCUGAUGACUGUAUGUGUUAUAUGGUGUGCAUAUUCCUGCUUUUUUUUUUGUGAGACAAAUUUUCUUGAAAAGCAUUUGCAUUUACUAGGCUAUGUUAAAUAUGUAGCUUGGAAUUGAUAGUUCAUAUUCAACCCACAGGUCAUGUCACUUCAGAUUGGCUGCAAACUAUUUGUGUUUCAUUUUAUUUUGAGUAAUAUCAAUUAAAAAAAUUGUCAUCUAAUUAAAAUAAAGCAUUUAUUAUUUUA